Puccinia graminis f. sp. tritici CRL 75-36-700-3 is the source of this 1197-nucleotide messenger RNA. RefSeq lists its product as uncharacterized. Gene Ontology annotation, biological process: cytochrome c-heme linkage. The record is from RefSeq and is a predicted model, not a curated record. The transcript has 3 exons. Gene Ontology annotation, cellular component: mitochondrion. The coding region runs from base 101 to 1048 and encodes 315 amino acids. Gene Ontology annotation, molecular function: holocytochrome-c synthase activity. NCBI's taxonomy places the organism in Eukaryota, Fungi, Basidiomycota, Pucciniomycetes, Pucciniales, Pucciniaceae.
AAUUUACCCGAAACCACAUCUAAUCACAGUUUGAGCAGCGGAUUUUGAUCGAGAAAUCCCCUUGGAAUCAAGUUUCGUACACAACUUCUUCCACUCGACCAUGUGGCCGUUUAGUACCACUGCUUCGACAUCCGCAUCUCAGGACUACGGGAAUGCAGAUCAAGCGACAUGCCCGAUCGACCAUCGAUCCAAAACAGGAGACCAAGGAAAACCCAAAGAUCACUUGCCCGUCCUUAUUGCCGAUUCCAAUCGACUACCAACCGAUCGAGUGAUUUCCUCAAUACCACGCUACCGACCUGAACUCAAUGAAAACAAUCAAGCACUAGAGAGGGAUGGUACAAGAAAAUACAUCCCAAACGAUCCUAGUCAACAGAAUGCAUGUCCGGUCGAUCAUCAGACUCGAAUUGCAACAGCAGCAGCAGCAGCAACAACAGCAACAACAACGGGGACUACCGCAGAACCACAGGCAGAACAAAACUGGAUCUAUCCAUCCCCAUCGCAAUUCUACAAUGCACUGAAACGCAAGAACAGGAACCCAAGGGCGGAGGAUAUGUACACCGUCGUCCCGAUUCAUAAUGCAGUCAACGAGAGAGUCUGGAGACAAGUCUUGGAAUGGGAAGCCGGUUACGGCCGAGGCUCGUUUGAUCGCUGGCCCCGCUCGGGCAAAUCUGGGCCGAUGUUGUGUAGCUUCAGGGGCAGGCCGGAUGACUUGAGUCCUAGAGCAUGGAUUAAAGUUCUGUCAGGUUAUCAAGCGCCAUUCGAUCGACAUGAUUGGGAAGUGAUCCGACCGACGGAAGAGAAGAUGCGAUAUGUGGUCGAUUUCUAUCCUGGCAAGGGCGCCGACAGCUCGAUCGUCCAGCCUCCUACCGAUCCCUCCGGCACUAAUCAUCAGCAUCAUCAAGCAGGAGUGCCCAAUCUGUCGUUCUAUUUGGACGUCAGACCUGCACUCGAUAGUUGGGAAGGCGUCCGGAUGAGACUCCUGCGCACUUGGGAUGACAUCUUUUCUUCCCCUCCUAGUUCGCCUGGAAAAUCUGAUCAAAAAGCUUGAGAACAUAUUCCCUCCUCAUGCCCUGUUCCAUACCAUCUAUUCCUUCGUGCUUCUUACUGCAAGUUGUUCAUGGAAAGAGAACCAACUUAUAAGCCAAUGUAUCCCGACAAUACAUAUAUGAGAUGACCAGAAUGAUUGGAGAUGUUGCG